AGACGUGAAGAAGAGAGAAAGCAGACGUUGUGAGUUUAGUUGUUUUCGAGUUUGUGUGGUAAUUACAGUAUAUUCGUAAAUCUUGAAAAAGAUUAGGAGGCACCUGAUCCCAGAAAAGAUCAAGACUUAACCAAUGCUAACUGGAGUACAUAAGACAAAUCUCCAGUUGACGCUGACUGUGUAACCUUAUAUUUUUGGUUUGGCUGCUAGGCUCAAACUCAUUCAAAAAUGAAUUGGGAAAUGAAGUCUUAUUGAAUAUUAUAUAGAGAUCAGCUAAAUAUCAUAAGGACUUGAGGAUGAUCAAGGCCUUAUAUCACCAUGUCUCUUCUCAACAAGAAGCUUCUCAUCCUUAUGUUUUGUGUUUUAACGCUGUUAAUGAUUUCUUAUCUUUCUCUUCGCCUAAAAAGUGACACAGAUUUCAACUUAGAAUCGGACAAAAAAAGAAUCAAGUUUUCCUAUCGCAAAAAAGCACUUCUAUCCAAUUCUGGCCUUAAUUACAAGCAAGGAGAUCAUGUUGUAGAUGGAAUUGUAUAUAGUUCCUUUGGGAAUCGGGAAAAUAAUACAUUAGAUGAGUUAUCAUUUGAGGAUGCAUUUCAAAAUGGAGCUGAUAACGAUGUUAGAAAUCAUUCAAAACCUGAAAUCGAAUCAAAAUAUACUUUUAACAAACAGAAAGAAUCUGGAGUUAUGACGGAAUAUUUAAUAGCAAAUAAAGAUCCACGAUCCGAACGUCUACUUAAGAAGGUGUUCAGUACGAUGAAUGAUGAUUUGUACCAUAAGUUUUUUACAAGGAUUAAAUACUUUGAAAUUAAAAAUCGCAUGACUUUCAAGCAGUUGCCACCUCAAGGGAAAUGGAAGUUGUUAAUAUCAACAAUGAAGGAGCUUGGCUACGAACAGAAGUUACCAAAAAUUAUUAAUAUUGGCUCCAAAAAGAGCGGCACGAAUGCAUUUGGGUUUUUCUUUCAACAGCAUCCGGAAGUUUGCCACUCACUAGGCAAUGAAGUUCACUAUUUUGAUUGGAAUCAUGAAAAGGGUACGGGGUACUAUAAAUCAAGGAUGGGAUUCGCUACAAAAGACCAAAUUAGUUUUGAGAAAACACCACGUUAUUUUGUAACUGAAGACGCGCCUUUAUUUAUACAGAAAGAACUUCCAGAAGACAUUAAAUUUGUAUUAUGCGUCAGAGACCCAGUACAACGAGCCAUCUCAGAUUUUCGCCAUGAAUCUGAGCUGCAAGAGCGAAGAAAAUUUAAAGGCAGGGUAGAUCGUACAAAAUAUUUGUCUCAAAAUGGAAUAAUGCAAGGGCGUGAAUUUGAAAAAUUGGUGUUGACUCCGAACGGGGAGGUCAAUGCGUCAAAUGAGAUCAUUCGGACAAGUCUUUAUUUUACACAUUUUCAAAACUGGUUGAAAUAUUAUCCGAGGGAUCGGUUCUUAGUUAUUAAUCACGAUAACCUUCAGAAUGAUGUGUUAACGGAACUGAAGCGAGCAGAACAGUUCUUAGGUUUAAAGUCGUAUUUUAGAGCGGAUAUGUUUUAUUUUGAUGAAAGUAGGCAUGGAUCCUGCAUGAAAGGUAAACCUCGGCCAUGUCCCGCAAAGAGCACGCCCGGUUUCCUACCCAAAGCGCAGUUAAACCCUCAGUUACAAAAGAAGUUAUACGAUUUUUAUAGGCCAUACAACAAUGCAUUUGCGAAACUAAUUGGAAAGAGAUUUGCAUGGAUGAAUCAAUGAUAAUUGAUAUUCUGAGAUUGUACAGUAGAUAGGAAAGAAAACAUUAAUGGAUUUGAUAACCUUCAACCGUACUCUAACGUAAUUUGACCUAUCCUAGUUGAGUCAUCAAAUGCAUUGCCAACACAGAAAGCUGCUAGAUAAGACCUGUCCUAGAAAGUUUAUUAAAAAGUAACAAUCAGGUAUAUACUACAGUUUAAUAUUCAAGUGAAUUGCCAAAACAGAAAGGAUGGAUGAGUUAAAAGUAGCCAAUAUAUGCUCCUGCUAGGAGCUUUUUUUUAAUUUUUUUUUUUAAGCUAUCAUUUUUAUAGGCCUAUACUUAAUAUAAUGCUAUGAUGAUGUGCUAUUAUUUUUCUGUUGCACUUGUAUAACUGUAGGUCAAAGUUUAAAAUGCUAAUAGUGAUUUCUGUAUUAAUUUAUGUAUUUUUUUUUAAAGCGAUUAUGUCAGUGACAUGCAGUAUGAUUCUUAAUGUGUCUCACGAUGGAAUAUAGCCGCCAUGUCUUUUGCUUUUUUCGAAGUCCUGACUAAGCUAUGGCUCGUUUCUACUCUCAAACGUAACCGGUUGUUCAACCGGAGUAUUAAAAACACAUUGUUAAAUUUUGUAGUAGAACCAGGGUCCCCCAAAAACAUGGCUUAAGAUAAACGGUUAAGAACAUUGUAUAAUAUUUGAGCGGUUAUUUUUGGCACAUUUUCUCGUCAACAUGCAAAUACAGUAUUAGCUAUGACACCGGUGGCCUCGUUUCAGAUGAUUUUUUGCACUCAUCCCCUUCUGUUCUCAGCAUGCACAAAGAGUAACCAAAGUACUAUAUUACUAACUGUGUGUGAUUUUUGUUUUUCGGUUAUUACACCAAUUUAAGCUGGGCACACACUGCAUCCUACGACGGUCGUAUGACAAAUCCAACCAGUGACAACUAGGUGACGUGAUGCCGUCUGCUAAUUGUCUUUGGCAGUCUGAACAUCGUCAUUAAAAUUUGUCCGUUCCGCGCAUGUCGUUGCAUUGCAUUCUCCAUAGAAUCGCGUUGGUUGAUGACCGUUGUGUGCAUUUAGUACCCGGCUUAAUGCUUUUGUUAUACCGUUGCCAUGUUCAUUUGUGUUGCACUUUGGAGCAUAAACAUGUUACGUAGGAUUUUAAGCAGGAAUAACCUACAGUAAAUCUCCUAAUGAGAUUUAGAGAAUGGAAAUGUUUUUUUGAACGAAAAUUCUUGAAUCUUGUUUGGCUUGAGCUCAAGAGAGAGAAAGACAAUCAUUUUAUUUCAACAAGGAUAAUCAUGUUAAAUAUAAUCAAUUCAGUGUUUUAUCUUAAUUUUUUAAUGUGUUUUUAGGUUUUGUUACACUUGGUAUUUUUUGUUAGAACAUUUUGUAUGUAUAUUUAUCUAUUGUAUUAUUAUAAUAUACUGUAGUUUAUAUAGUCCUAAUAUUUUUGCUAAAAUAGUACUGUAUAAUGUAGGUUGAUUAUUAAAGUAUAGGUUAGUUAUUAAAGUACAGUAUACUUAUAUUCUUCAACUUUUCGAUAUUUUUCCAGAAUACGGAGUAUGAUUGUUUUAAAGACUGUUCCCACCCCUUAAUAUUGUCUUACUAUAUAUUACAACCUUCCACUGUCUUGUGGCAAAUUAUGUUAUUGUUGAAGGUAAUUUAACAAAUUUUAAAUUUUGACAUUUUUGGUUUAUUUUACAAGGGUACGCCAGAUGGAUUGUUUUAAAGGAGGGUGUGAAUAAAAACGAAAAAGAAAACAAUGAAACCAAGUGGCUGACUACCGUGUUCAAGCCAUAGUAUGGCACAGUGUUUUAUGGACACCACAAUUUUCAAAUCACUGUAUAAUAUAGUGUUCCAUGGAUACCACAGUGUUCAAACCAUACAGUGUUUUAUGGACACUACACCGUACUAAUCACUGUAUGUUGUAGUAUUCUAUGAAUACCACAGUGUUCAAGCCAUAUUAUGGUACAGUGUUUCAUGGACACCACAGUGUACAAAUCACUGUAUGGUAUAGUUUUCUAUGGAUACCACAGUGUUUAAGCCAUAGUAUGGUACAGUAUUUUAAGGACACCACAGUGUACAAAUCACUAUAGUGUUCUAUGGAUACCAUAAUGUUAAACUACAGUAUGGUACGGUGUGAUGCAUAACACUUUCAUAUAACAUAGUGGAUACAUUACCGGUAUGGUGCAGUAUUUUGUACCAAAUGCCAUGCUGUAUAAUUUCUAUACUAUUUUCUGUAACUGUAUACCAGCAGUGUGUGAUGCACUAUAAACCACAGUACAGUACAGUGUAUUCUGGCUAUUACAGUUCAUAUACAAUGGUGGUGUACAGUAUUUUUUUACUGCAUCAUCAUUCCUUUUUACUGUGAUCUGUCCUGUACCGCUUUCUGUAUUUUAAACCCACAAUGUUCGAUGUGCUGUACGGUAAACCAAAGUAUUGUAGAAUUUAACGUACUUUAUUGCCACAACCAGUAUUGUACAUUGUUUGUCCACACACUAUAAAAUUUUCUUUGACAAAGAACUGUUGUACCAGUAUGCCCAUAUAUAGUCAUGAUGUGCCUACGUAUUGUCAUGAUCUCGUCAUGACCAUAUUUAGACGUGUCACAUUGUUUUUGUCAAUCAGAUUUGAUAGUCUGGACAGAGAGCUUUAUGCAAAUCAAUUAUUGUUCUGUACUGGAUAUCACACAGUAUGGGACAAUUUUCUGUAAUGGUUAUCACAGAAAAGUACACUAUUAUUUAACUAUGUUGCUAUAUGGUGUGUGAAAUUUAAUUUAGUAGAGUAUGGUACAGUAUUUUGUUUACAGUAUUUUCUGACUCGAAAAUAAACAGAGGCAUGACAUUGUUAUCUUGAUGACUUUAGUUGACAUAUCUAUAAUAUCCUACAAUGGCAAUGAGUACAAUAGUUAUAUAUAUUAUAUAUAUAUAUAUA
Messenger RNA from Anneissia japonica, 4621 nucleotides. Its product is annotated as heparan sulfate glucosamine 3-O-sulfotransferase 1-like. Lineage: Eukaryota; Metazoa; Echinodermata; Crinoidea; Comatulida; Comatulidae. The transcript is spliced from 3 exons. Gene Ontology annotation, molecular function: [heparan sulfate]-glucosamine 3-sulfotransferase activity. The record is from RefSeq and is a predicted model, not a curated record. Bases 319 to 1722 code for a protein of 467 amino acids.